Echinops telfairi (small Madagascar hedgehog) is the source of this 837-nucleotide messenger RNA. RefSeq names its product chromosome unknown C12orf42 homolog (gene CUNH12orf42). Bases 1 to 837 code for a protein of 278 amino acids. The record is from RefSeq and is a predicted model, not a curated record. NCBI's taxonomy places the organism in Eukaryota, Metazoa, Chordata, Mammalia, Afrosoricida, Tenrecidae. The transcript has 3 exons.
AUGGAUCAAAAAGCAGCAUCUCCAGAAAGGACUCAGAAUCCACUGGCAUGUAAUACUCUACUUUCUACUCGUCGGUACGCAUUCCCCAGCUCUUCGCCUAUAGUCACAACGCCUUCCGAAGAAGAGAACGAUGUGGAAACCAGUUCCACUCUGGUCAGUGAAACCAGUGAGGACCCGCUGAGCUCAGACAUCAAGGCGAAAAUGAAGGAGAGAGGCGAAAGAGCUCCCAAGCAGGCCUGGAGCAGCCCAUUUAUGGAAAGUCAAAUGGCGAAAAGGCCCACUCGACCACACUCGGCCGAUCUUGUGUACCUGGAGGCAGCAGGCAGGCACAUUCAUACACAUCCCCGACUUCCAGAGCGGUCCUCCAGCAACUCAGAGAAAGACUCUAUUCUUCGUGCGCGCACACGAAGGCCCUUCACAGCCUCCAGCCUCCGCAGAGAGGACCUGGAAGCCCUGGUGCUGCGGAUGCCCAGCGCCUUGGGGAGCUCCUGGGAGCCACGGCCGAAGCAGAGGACGGCCAUCUGGGGAGGCGCUCUGGCCAAAGGGCUCCCGAGCCAGGCCGGUACCCAGAGCCACGGAGGUGCAGUUACCACGGCACCAGAGAUGCUCCCCAAGCAUCCCCGUCUCCCAGGGAAAAGGGGACCCAGGGCGGACACCCCCCUCCAGGGCGGCGUGACAGGCGCGUCCAUUCUUCAGCCCGUCCCCGCUGGCACACACGUCUCCUCGGAGAGGUUAAGAAAGGUUUCCUCCGCUCCCCCCGCCCGCCCACCCGGGCGUUACCAUAAGGCUUGUUCACAGACCCCUCCUUGGCCCAGGGUGAAUGCUCCCUUGCACUGA